Molecule: messenger RNA, 2247 nt
Organism: Purpureocillium takamizusanense
Lineage: Eukaryota; Fungi; Ascomycota; Sordariomycetes; Hypocreales; Ophiocordycipitaceae
Exons: 3
Coding region: 1-2247 (748 amino acids)
Source: RefSeq, a predicted model, not a curated record
AUGACGUUUCUGCGAUGGAUUUGCGAAACAUACUUCCUGCCAAGGCGCCGGCCCGCAAAGAAGAAGACUGUCAACCAAUAUUGGCGAGACUUCAAGAUGCUUUACCGCCGGCGCAACGAAGGUCGCGUUGUGAAUGCCAACGACUGCCAGGAGAUUAGGAAGUACAUCGACGGUACGUUGAAGGAGGAGUUUCACUUAGACGAUCAGCCGAAGAACAAGCCAGUCAUGGGUGUUGAUGAUCUCUUGCUGGGCUUGACGCAUCACUGGUCUCGCGACAGGAGCGUCUUCCCCACGGAGGAUGACCGCCUUGACCUCUCUGCCAUUAUGCUGUUUCAGGCGUACACAGCUUGCAGGCCGGCAGAACUCGUUGACGGGACAAAAUGCAGGGCAGGCAGGGACCCCAUGAUUGACGACCCUGAAGUGGAAGACGUUGUCCCCGUCAAGUCUGAUAGCACCCAUGAGCUCCACCCUACCGAGGAGGGCAAGGGUGACGCCAACACAAAAACCACUCGUCCGAGCCUGGCGCCAACCGGGCCCCCUGGACGACAAUGGGAAGAAGACGACUCUGAUUCAGAUCCAGGAGCCGAAUCGGCGUAUGAUUCUGACUCGAUUGAUACCAGCGACGAUCAUACGGGCGAUACUGACUAUACCGAUGAUGAUACGAGCGAUACCGAAUAUCGCAACAAUGAUCCAGUGGAUGCUGUGCCACACGAGCACAGAACGCCAGAGCCCACUCCUCCCCUAUCUGAGCCCAACGAAGAUGAGGAGCCCGUUCGCAUGCACAAGGCUUUGUGCUAUGAGGACAUCGUUCUCUGGAUCGUGCAGGAUCCGAACAAGGCGGGAAGAGAUGUCCUGGCGAUGGAGGUGCUCUUCCGACACCACAAAGGAGCAGACAAGAAACCCAAACCCACUGUCUUCUUGUUUCGCGAGAACCCGCUUCCCAUUUUGUGUCCGAUAGCUCAUAUCCUGGCCCGAGCCAUUCGGGAUGAUGCGGUUCAAGUAGAUGGCUAUCGGCACGCCUCGCCGUUCUUCGCUUCAAACAUACGCAAGCAGGCAGCGAAGGUGAACUGGAAGCCGUCGAAACUUAAGACCCCAGUCUUCCGCCGAUCUGUGCGGACUUCUGGAGGGUGGAUUAAGUCUGCCACGGAGCCAAUGAAGUAUUCCGCGUACGCCUUUUAUCUCGACAGGAUCGGAUCAGAUUUGGGGUCGGAAGAAAAAUGGACGUCAUACUGCCUGCGGCGUGGUAAUGCGAACGCCCUGCUCACAGUCGCACCCAAUCCUGUUGUAGACCAAGUCAUGCGACACGACCCCAUGACUGGCUGUUUGGCGAAUGCGUAUUUAAAUCACCGUGUUGGUUUCAACACGCAAGAUGCAUUCCUCGAGAGGGACCCCUCGGCCGACGGAUUGACGCGAGCCUUCACCCACAUGAGUAUCCGAUGCAACCCGGAAGUCCCCAAGGAAAUUCCCAAAUCCGAGCUGGAGAAACUUGAACCUGAUCCAGAUGUCGUUGAACUCACGAACCAGGCCAAACGCAAGGCCAUCCAGAUUCGACAGGAGUACGGCUUCAUCAAAAAUGCACCAAAGGAGGUCAAGCAGGAGUACGAACAACUGCGUCGAGACCUCAAAAGUGCCGAAAAGGCUUUCCGGGAUGACAUGACCAAAGUUUUCCAGAACGAGCAUCGUCGUCGUAUGCAUAACGCUGAACUAGAGCGGCAGUUGAGCGGCAUGGCAAUUGAGGAUCAUGCCGAGCCAUCUAUCCAACAUGCCCUCGAGGAGCGGACUCAACUUCAAGCUCUCCUGUGUGACUUCGACACAAAUAUGAGUCUCAAAGAUAUUACAGAUCGGAAAGUCCAGGCCAUCGAUCUCAUGGUCCGUCUUGCUUCGCGCCGCGAGGUGCGCAAGCCCCGUCCUUCACCGCCGCCCCAUGAGGCUCGUGACAGUUACGCGAGCUCUCCAGAUCCAGAGCCAUUGCCCAAAUUGGAGGAGAUCCCCUUAGUUUUAGGGAGGACACAGUGCAUCUACUGCGUUGGAGACGAGCAACUGCCAUACAUUACCCGCAUGCGGGCUUUCACCCGGGUGUCACACAUGAUGGAUCAUGUCGAGAAGGUCCAUCUGCGGCAUGAGCCGUCCCUCACGCGAUUUGUAUGUCGCCAUCCGCAGUGCAAGCAUUUGGGUGACUUCCUGACCAGUUUGGACCACUUCAAAAACCACGUGCAGAGGGUGCAUGGGGUGAAGCUUCGGAAGUGA